Molecule: messenger RNA, 3101 nt
Organism: Xiphias gladius (swordfish)
Lineage: Eukaryota; Metazoa; Chordata; Actinopteri; Istiophoriformes; Xiphiidae
Product: copine-3-like
Exons: 16
Coding region: 122-1888 (588 amino acids)
Biological process (GO): ERBB2 signaling pathway; cellular response to calcium ion
Cellular component (GO): plasma membrane
Molecular function (GO): calcium-dependent phospholipid binding; receptor tyrosine kinase binding
Source: RefSeq, a predicted model, not a curated record
UGAGCGCUGACUCGUUAAGCGACAUUAUUUAAGAGGCAACACCCGUUUUACUGUAGCUGUCCGACUAGCGGUAAACGUGAGUCACCAGCCUGUCUACCAGCAGUGUCAGUCGGUUCUCCUUAUGACGGACAGACCCGCUAAAACGACGCUGACCGUUUUUACGGCUGUUUGUCUUUGUCCAUGUUUGUCAGUUCUUGUGUGUGAGUGCGUCCUCCAGGCUGAAAUGGCAGCAGGUGGAAAUCCAGGUCCGAGGGCCACCGACUGCGUGACCAAGGUGGCGCUCAGCAUCUCCUGUGACAAACUGCUCGACAUGGACACGUUCUCAAAGUCCGACCCUCUGUGUGUGCUUCUCAUGAACAGCUCUGGGCCCCACUGGUCUGAGAUUGGCCGGACAGAGAAAAUAAAGAACUGCCUUAAUCCCAAAUUCUCCAAGACGUUUGUCAUCGACUACUACUUUGAGAUGGUGCAGAGGCUGAGGUUUGAAGUUUACGACAUUGACAGUGACAACUGCAGUCUGCAAGAUGCUGACUUCCUGGGAGAACUGGAGUGUACCUUGGGACAGAUUGUGUCCUCGAGGACAAUUACAAGACCACUUGUCAUGAAGGACAAGACGCCUGCAGGAAAAGGAACCAUUACCAUAUGUGCUGAAGAAAGAACAGACAACAGGGUGGUGGACUUUGAAGUUGCAGCUAGAAAACUGGAUAAAAUGGAUUUCUUUGGGAAGUCCGACCCUUUCCUGGAAUUCUACAGACAGACAGGAACUGGAUGGCAACUGGCUCACAGGACAGAGGUGGUGAAAAACAACCUCAACCCAACAUGGAGACGAUUCCGUAUUGCGCUGCAGUCACUCUGUGGAGGGGACAUGGAGAAAUCUAUAAAGGUAGAUUGUUACGACUACAACAGCAGCGGAUCUCAUGACCUCAUUGGAUCCUUUCAGACCACACUCUGCGAAAUAGAGCAGGCAUCAAAGUCAUAUGCGGCUGAGUUUGAAUGCAUCAAUAGUAAGAAGAAACAGAAGAAGAAAAGAUACAAAAACUCUGGUAUUAUCAUCAUAAAACAGUGCAAGAUAAAGAAGGAGUACACGUUUCUGGAUUACAUAAUGGGUGGCUGCGAGAUCAACUUCACUAUUGCUAUUGACUUCACGGGUUCCAAUGGGGAUCCCAAGUCCCCUUUGUCCCUUCACUACAUCAACCCGCAGGGCUAUAAUGAAUACCUGGCAGCUAUCUGGGCAGUGGGUAAUGUCAUACAGGACUAUGACAGUGACAAGAUGUUCCCUGCUUUUGGUUUUGGAGCCCAGAUCCCUCCUACAUGGCAGGUCAGCCAUGAGUUUCCCAUCAACUUCAAUCCAUCAAACCCGUUUUGUGCAGGUGUGGAAGGUGUGGUGGACGCCUACCGGCAGUGUCUGCCCCAGGUGAAGCUGUAUGGCCCCACAAACUUUUCUCCCAUCAUCAACCACGUGGCCCACUUUGGCAGGCAGGCCAUGCAGCAGGAAAGUGCCUCUCAAUACUUUGUUCUGCUCAUCAUCACUGACGGAGUGAUCACGGACAUGGACGACACCCGCAACGCCAUCGUCAACGCCUCACGUCUGCCCAUGUCUAUCAUCAUAGUUGGGGUAGGGGGGGCGGACUUCAGUGCAAUGGAGUUCCUGGAUGGAGACGAUGGGAUUUUGCGCUCGGCUACAGGCGAGGCAGCCAUGAGGGACAUUGUGCAGUUUGUGCCAUUCAGGCAGUUCCAAAAUGGUCCUCAAGAAAUGCUUGCUCAGAGUGUCUUGGCAGAAGUCCCGGGUCAGGUGGUGAGCUUCUUCGGUACCAUGAGUUUGAGGCCACCCCGCAGCGACGCACCUCCCCCCGACCCCUCAGCAUCAGCACCCACCGCCGAUGUAUCCUGAGGAUCAGCUUUUCCCUUCCACAUGUCCAGUCAGACAUCAUCCGGAUUUUACUGUAGGCGACUCUGAAACUGUGUAUUUGGAGGUCCUUUUCUUCUAAGUGUAUCACUCAUAACCCAAAACCCUUCCACGGUCAUACGAGCAUGUGAGAUCCGGUCUGGUUGUCGCCUUUUGUGCAAAUUAUGUCCCAAUAGUACGAAGCCAUAGUACACGGACAUUUCCUAAUAUUUGUUAACAUGCAUGUAGGGUAGAUUUUUAAUGUAACACUUACAUAUGCCUUUAUGUGACUCAAGUGCCAGAAUUGUUAAGAAUGAAUCAUUUCUUAUUUGAUCACUUGGUGCGAGGAAUCAGUCGAAGCACGUGCGACUUGACUCAAGGUCUUUGGUUUCUGUAGAAAACCUGAGCCGGCCUGUGACCGCCAUCCGAUUGGUCUGUCAGAUUGUCAGUCAGAAACUCUACAUGAAAGGGCCGGAGCACUUAACGUGUUCCUGCUAACCUUUCCUCCACUGCCUCCACGUUACAGUGAGCGCUUGUUUGGUGAUUUUCCCCGGGGAAAUGUAGCUACGCUUUCCACUGAAAUCAUGGACCUUGGGCAGAGUAAUGACUUUACCAAACACAAAUCGGGUAAAGUUCAGUGAUGUUUACAAAUAAGUGUUGAUAGAUUAGUAGGUUUGAUCAAAAUAAUACCUUUUUUUUUUUUAGAUUUUGCACUACAAAAACGAUGGCAUCGUGUCCUUGGAGCUGUUUCUCCCGAUCUGUUUCUGCGUAAUAUUUGGUGCUUCCAUCUUGAAUCUCUCGGAGCGAUUCAUUACAUCAAUGAAGAGCUUCAUUUGCUAAGAUGCAACGUUUACAUUGAUUAACAGCAGAAGUUCACUCUGUCUUUACGGGAGGUGGUAAAAUAUUUCUAACUCUGCUGGCUUAUGAAAACGACCCGAUACAUGUCAUUAAAUGUAUCGUAAUACACUCCUAUGUUAAGUUGUUUGCACUGAUCACAGUGUCAUUGCCUUAUGUAAUAUGCUUGUCUUUGUCCUGGACUUUGAUUUUAUCAGUAUUUUAUGGAAAUGGAAUGGAAAAAAAAUCGAAAUUAACCUGCAUAACAGCCAUUUUGUACUUUAAGAUUUUUUAAUGGAACAUUAUGAGACAAAUAUACUUGUUGUUUUAUGUUUGUGUCACCUCCUAAAUGUCACAAUAUUAAAGACGUACGUUAUGUAUUUUC